This is a messenger RNA of Camelina sativa (false flax), 954 nucleotides long. Its product is annotated as universal stress protein A-like protein. The record is from RefSeq and is a predicted model, not a curated record. NCBI's taxonomy places the organism in Eukaryota, Viridiplantae, Streptophyta, Magnoliopsida, Brassicales, Brassicaceae.
AGAGACGUGCUGGAAGCCAUCGUCCUCUUGAACUUUCCAAAGAGUUGUUGUUGAUUGAAAAUAUCACAAAAACAAACUUAGCACAAGAAAGAUCGAGGAGAGAUCGAAGAAAGAAGUCAUGGAUGUUUCAGGAAGCUUGAGUUGCGUUGUUGUGGCCGUAGAUGGAAGCGAGGUGAGUAUGGAAGCUUUAAGGUGGGCUCUGGACAACCUCAAGCUCUCAUCGUCUUCUCCCGAUUCAUCAUUCGUCGUGCUCCAUGUCCAGCCUUCGCCAUCUGUCGCCGCUGGUGUUAGUCCCGGCACCAUCCCUUUCGGCGGUCCCAGUGGUCUUGAGGUUCCUGCUUUCACCGCUGCAAUCGAACAACACCAGAAGCGGAUCACCGAUACUAUCCUCGAACACGCUCAUCGAAUUUGUGCUGAGAAAUCAGUAACUGUGAAAACCCAAGUGGUAGUUGGGGAUCCCAAGUAUAAGAUCUGUGAAGCUGUAGAGGAAUUGCAUGCUGAUCUUCUUGUCAUAGGUUCCCGGGCUUAUGGCCGCAUUAAGAGAAUGUUUUUGGGAAGUGUAAGCAACUACUGCACCAACCACGCGCAUUGUCCUGUUGUGAUAAUUAAACCAAAGGAUGAUGCUUCAGCAUAAAAGCAGGAGAUAAUGUACAAAUGCAAAGGGAUAUCAAAACCAUCUUUUUAAUUUUGUGAAGUUUAAGCUAUGUAAUGGAAGCAAAGUAAGAAUUCACCAGCUUACUUCCCAACGCAUUGGUGUGAAUGUAAGCUAAUAAGAGCGACAGAAACAUUGCUUGGCUCAGUAUAUGUGUUGUUGUAUUCAUAUUCAUCGGUAUAUUUUUUUUUAUGAUUGAGGAUUGAAUAAUAUUGUUGCAUCAAAACAGUAUGAAGGGCAUGUACAGAGCAAACUGGUUGUCAAUGUAGGCUAGCUCGUAAGAUUGGAACUUUGGCCGGCUA